AUGGAUUCCAGACAGCCAGAGGAUGACGCACAAGAAGGCGCGACACUGGUGAUGACGCCUCACGCCGACGUAGUCGGGAUCAUCCCUUCGGCGCCGCCCCUCAAGACCAGGUGGCCACCAUUCGCGCUCCGCCGUUACGCCGGCGGCUUCUGGUUGCCCGAGGUCACAGCGAAGGAGGGCUUGCCAGCCGUCCAUUCCUGCUUCGUGCCAAGGCCCACCGAUGUGAUCCUCGCGAGCUUCCCCAAGUCCGGCACCACCUGGCUCAAGGCGCUCGCCUUCGCGACGCUGAAGCGUUCCACGCACCCGCCGUCCGACGGCGACCACCCGAUGCGCCAUCGCAGCCCCCACGAGUGCGUCCGGUUCCUCGGGAUCGAACUCAACGACAGGAACAAGGACGAGUUCGAGGCGCUCCCGUCCCCGCGCGUGCUCGCUACGCAUCUUCCCUAUUCCCUGCUGCCCGACAGCAUCAACGAGGACGGGGAGCGCUUGGGGUGCCGGAUCGUGUACGUCUGCCGGGAACCCAAGGAUGCGCUGGUCUCCUACUGGCUGUUCACGAGGAAGGCGGCGGCGGCGAGGGGACUUGACGUCCGGUCGUUCACCAUCCAGGAGGCAUUGGAGCUGUUCUGCGAUAGCCGGUGUCCGGACGGCCCGCAGUGGCUGCACGUCCUCCAGUACUGGGAGGAGAGCUUGAGGAGGCCUGAAAGGGUGCUGUUCCUAGGUACGAGGAGAUGUUGCUUGAGCCUGAGGCGCACGUUAGGAAGCUAG
Molecule: messenger RNA, 765 nt
Organism: Miscanthus lutarioriparius
Lineage: Eukaryota; Viridiplantae; Streptophyta; Magnoliopsida; Poales; Poaceae
Source: the annotation of a GenBank genome assembly